Lipotes vexillifer (Yangtze River dolphin) is the source of this 11214-nucleotide messenger RNA. It is a transcript of the gene ALMS1, whose product is annotated as ALMS1 centrosome and basal body associated protein. The record is from RefSeq and is a predicted model, not a curated record. Gene Ontology annotation, biological process: regulation of centriole replication. NCBI's taxonomy places the organism in Eukaryota, Metazoa, Chordata, Mammalia, Artiodactyla, Lipotidae. Gene Ontology annotation, molecular function: microtubule binding. Bases 1 to 11214 code for a protein of 3737 amino acids. Gene Ontology annotation, cellular component: centrosome; cytosol; centriole. The transcript has 27 exons.
AUGGCAUUGCCAGCCCCUUACGAGCAACACGCGCGCGCACUCCCUGCCCCGACCAGUCCGCGCUACGCCGGCGGGAGGCGUCGGCGGUCUCAGCGCCUGCGCGCGGCCACAACCGCCAGUAGGCUCUCUUCCCCUCCCUUCCCUCCCCCCUCCCCUCUCCUCCUCUUCAACCUCCUGGAGCUAGACGCCAAUGUGGACCUAGAGGACAUACCGUGGCCAGGAGAGCUCGAGGAGGAGGAGGAGGAGGAGGAGGGGGCGGAGAACUUGGACGAGUACGAGGUGGUGAUGGUGGAGGAGAUGGAGGAAGAGGAGGGGCGGGAGCCGGACGCGGAUUUUAACUACGAGAGCCAGCGUCGGGAGAGUACGGACGACGAGGAGGAUGAGGAGGCCAAGGCCUGGCUGCAGGCGCACCCUGGCCGGACUUUGCCUCAGCCGUCGCUCCCGAGGCACCGCUGCUCGGAGGGCGAGCUGACCAGCCCGGGGAAGGUUGUUCCAUUGACCUGUCAUGUAUGGCAACAGCCAUUAUAUCAAAACAAUAGUGGAACACAGAUUUCUGAUACUAAUGUGGUCUCUUUGGAAAAAACAGCUCAGUGGUGUUCUGGGGAUGAUCAGAGAACAGAAUCUUGGCAUUAUCUUCCUCAAGAAAUGGACUCUUCCCACACCUUGGAUACAACCCACACCAGGUUUAAUGUGAGAGAGAAAGGGACUGAAGUGACAGACUUCCCCUCUCUGGAGGAAGGUAUAUUGACCCAAUCAGAAAAUCAAGUGAAGGAGUCGAACAGAGAUCUCUUAUGUUCUCCAUUGCUAGUCAUACAAGACAAUUUCGCUUCUCCUGAUUUGCCUUUGCUGACAUGUUUGACAAAAGAUCAAGAGUUUGGGCCUGAUUCCUUGUUUCACCAAAGUGAACUAGAUUUUGCUCCUCUGAGGGGAAUUCCUGGUAAGUCUGAAGACGCUGAAUGGUUUUCUCGACCGUCGGAAGUUAGUGAAGCUUUAUUCCAGGCAGCCUCAGAAGUAGCUUCAAACUUAGUUAACAGUUGCUUUAGUGUAUCUCAGCACCCACUUAUAGGUAGUACAGCUAUUGACUCUCAGCGCUCUUUAUUAACUCUUGAACAAGGGACUAAAGAAGAGAUUGUUUCACCUGAUACACUUGAGGAUCUGAAAACCCCCAAAGACUCUGAUAGUUAUGAUGCUCUUUAUUCAUAUAUGUCAUGGAAGACACAAGAAGUUAUACAGGAGCCAGAAACCAAUUUAGCUGAUAAAGAUCAAAUUUCUUUUUCAACUGCACCUGAUACAAGUGAUGGAUACAUAACUCCUAAAGGAAGUGACAGUUUUGAUGCUUCUUGUUCAUAUGUGCAAUAUGGGAAACAGGAAGCUUUACAACAGUUAGAAAAAUAUUUAACCAAGGGCCUGCAGGAGAAGGCUGAAUCUGACAUCUAUACUCUGGAUGAUGAUACUGAAUGCUGUAGCCUAGAUGAAAAUGAUGUUGUAUGCAGGAAAAGAGUUGUUGAACUACAAAGAGAGCCAACUAGAGAGUUGGAGUAUCACUCUUCAGAUCUCAGAAUGUUGAGGGUAUCUCCUGACACUGUGUCAGGGACUUUCAAACAUUCAACAGGGGAUACAUCCAAAGGAGACAUAGCUGAAAUUCCUCAAUCCACCUUGAAACCAGGCAUCACUACCACUCCUGAAGAUUCAGACACAGUAUCUCAUUUAUCCUUGUCCCCUGAGGACUUUUCUCAGUUGGCUGGAAGGUCUCCUCAAGUGAAGAAUAUUGGUCAACAUACUGAUACUCUCAACCAACAGACAUUAGCAGACAGUCCUCUAACUGAAGAGGCUCUAAAAGUUUCAGCUGUUCCUGGGCUAGCUGACCAGAAGACUGAGAUAGCAACAGUGCCCCCUAGUUCCUACUCACAAAGAGGGAAGCCAAAUAUUUUCUACCCACAGGGCUUGCCAGAUGGUUAUCUAACUGAAGAGGCUCUAAAAGUUGCAGCUGUUCCUGGACUUGGUGACCAGAAGACAAGUAUAUCUACAGUCCCUCCAAGUUUCUACUCACUUGGAGAGAAGCACAGUAUUUUCUACCCACAGGCAUUGCUAGACGGUCAUCAAACUGAAGAGGGUCUGAAUGUUUCAGUUCUUCUUGUACUAGCUGAUCUAAAGACUGGAAAACCAACAGUACCGGCUAGUUCCUACUCAGUUGGAGAGGAGCCUGGUAUUUUCUACCAACAGGCCUUGCCAGGCAGUCAUCUACCAGAAGAGGCUCUGAAAGUUUCACCUUCUCCUAGACCAGUUGAUGAAAAGACUGGGUUGCCUACUGCAUCCUCUACCUCUUACUCACAUGGAGAGAAGCCUCAUAUUUUCUAUCAACAGACAUUGCCAGAAAGUCAUCUAACUGAACAGGCGCUGAAAGUUUCAGCUGCUUCUGGACCCCCUGAACAGAAGACUGGGAUUCCUAUAGUAACUUCUACUUCUUACUCACAUAGAGAGAAGCUCAGUAUUUUGUGUCAGCAAGAGUUGCCAGACAGUCAUCUAACUGAACAGGCUCAGAAAGUUUCAGCUGCUCCUGGAUUGGCUGAGCAGAAGACUGGGCUUCCUACUGUACCCUCUAUAUCUUACUCACAUAGAGAGAAGCCCAGUAUUUUCUACCAGCAAGAGUUGCCAGACAGUCAUGUAAUUCAAGAAGUUCAACAAGUUUCAGCUGCUCUUGGAUUGGCUGAGCAGAAGACUGGGAUUCCUACCAUACCCUCUACUUCCUAUUCACGUAGAGAGGAACCUCUUAUUUUCUACCAACAAGAGUUGCCAGACAGUUGUCUAACUGAACAGGCUGAGCAAGUUUCAGCUGCUCCUGGAUUGGCUGAGCAGAAGACUGGGAUAUCGACAGUACCCUCUACUUCCUAUUCACAUAGAGAGAAGCCCAGUAUUUUGUACCAACAAGAGUUACCAGACAGUCAUCUAAUUCAACAGGUUCAGCAAGUUUCAGCUGCUCCUAGAUUGGCUGAGCAGAAGACUGGGAUAUUGACAGUACCCUCUACUUCUUACUCACUUAGAGAGAAGCCCAGUAUUUUGUACCAGCAAGAGUUGCCAGUCAGUCAUCUAACUGAACAAGCUCAGAAAGUUUCACCUGCUCCUGGACCCCCUGAGCAGAAAACUGGGAUUCCUACAGUAACUUCUACUUCUUACUCACAUAGAGAGAAGCCCAGUAUUUUCUACCAACAGGAUUUGCCAGAUAGUCAUCUAACUAAAAAGGCUCAGAAGGUUCCAGCUCUUCCAGGACUAGCUCACCAGAAGAGUGGGACACAAAUAGCACCCCCUGCUUUCUACUCACAUAGAGGGAAGACCAGUGUUAUCUAUCAACAGGAGUUGCCAGACAGUCAUCUAAGUGAUCAGACUCAGAAAAUUUCAGCUAUUCCUGGACCAGUUGACCAGAACACUGGGAUACAGACAGUACCCUCUAGUUCCUACUCGCAGAGGGAGAAGCCCAUUAUUUUUUACUGGCAGGAGUUGCCAGACAGUCUUCUAACUGAAGAGGCUGUAAAAGUUUCAGCUUUUCCUAGAACAGCUGACCAGAACACUGGGAUACCAACAGGGUUGUCUAAGUCCUACUCAUUUGGAGAGAAGCCAGGUGAUUUUUUCUAUGAGCCUGUGUUACCAGAUGGUAAUCUAAGUGAAGAGGCUCUGAAAGUUUCACCUGCGUCUAGACCAAGUGACCAGAAGACUGGUAUACUCUCAGUACCUGCUAGUUCCUACUCACAUAGAGAGAAGCCCAGUAUUUUCUACCCACAAGCCUUGCCCAGCAGUCAUCUAUCUGAAGAGGCUCUGAAAGAUUCAGCUAUUUCUGGACUAGCUGAUCAGAAGACUGGGACAUCAGAACCUUCUGGUUCCUACUCACAUAGAGAGAAAUCCAGUGUUUUCUACCAACAGGAGUUGCCAGAUAGUCAUCUAACUGGAGAGGCUCAGAAAGUUUCAGGUGUUACUGGAACAGGUGACCAGAAGACUGGGAUACCUAUAGUAACCUCUGCUUCCUACUUACAUAAAGAGAAGCCCACUAUUUUCUACCAGCAGGCCUUACCAGAUAGAUAUCUUACUGAAGGGUCUCUGAAUGUUUCAACUGCUCCCAGACCAACUGACCAGAAGACUGGGAUACCUGCAGUACCAUCUAGUUCCUAUUCAUAUAGAGAGAAGCCCAUCAUUUCUUACCAGCAAGAGUUACCAGAUCCUAAUGAAGAUGCUUUAAAAUGUUUAGAGCUUCCUGGACAAGCAGACCAGACCACUGGGAUGCGAAUUGUGCCCCCUACUUCCUAUUCACAUAGAGAGAGCCCCAUCUUUUCUUACCAGAAGGAGUUGCCAGAUAUUACUGAAGAAACUUUGAAAGUUUCAGCUGUUUCUGGACCAGCUGACCAGAAGAUUGGUGUACAAACAGUCCCCUCUAGUUCCUACUCAUAUAGAGAGAGCCCCAUCUUUUCUUACCGGAAGGAGUUGCCAGAUAUUACUGAAGAAACUUUAAAAGUUUUUGCUCUUCCUGGACCAGCUGACCAGAACGCUGAGAUACCAACAGGGCCUUCUAGUUCUUACUCAUAUAAAGAGAAACUCAAGAUUUUACCAGAUGACCAGAAGGCUGAGUUACUGUCAGCUCCCCUUAGUUCCUACUCACAUAGAGAAAAGCCUAAGACUUCAACUGUGAUUGGACCAGACAACCAGAAGACUCCAUUACUGACAGGUUUUCCUAAUUCUUAUUCUCAGAGAGUAAAGCCCAGUAUUUUCUUUCAACAGCAGUUGCCAGAUAGACAUCAAAGUGGAGAUAUUCUGAAGAUUUCACCUGUUCCUGAACCAACUGAUGUGAAUUCUCGGAUACAAAUACCUCUUUCUAGUUCCUAUUCACACAGAGAGAAAUCUAAUAUUUUCUACCCAGAGGAAUUGCCAGACAAACAUCUCACUGAAGAUUCACUGAAGGUUUCAACAGUUCCUGGACCAGCUGACCAAAAAACUGUGUUACCAGCAGUUCCUCCUAGUUCCUUUUCACAUAGAGAGAAACCAGUUCUUUUCUACCAACAGGAUUUGCCAGAAAGACAUCUAACUGAAAAUAACCUGAAGUUCUCAAGUAGUCUUGGGCAAGCUGGUCAGAUUACUGGGUUAUCAACAGUUCCCCCUAGUACUUAUUCACAUAGUGAGAAUGAGAAGCACAAACUUGUUUCAGACCAUGUCCAAAGGCUGAUAAAUAAUUUGGAUUCUUCUAACACCAGUGUUAUCUCAAACAAUAUGCCUUUAAAUUCUCAGGCUGAUGGUAGAGUUGUAAUAAAUAAGCCAGAAUCUUCAGGUUUUGAAGAUGUUGGCUCUAAGGAAAUCCAGGAUACGGAAAACAGUUCCAAAACUCUUAAAGAGAUUCAGACACUUUUAAUGGAAGCAGAAAAUAUAGCACUGAGACGAUGCAAUUUUCCUGUUCCCCUUGUCCCUUUCAGAGAUGUUAGUGAUACUUCAUUUAUACAAUCUAAGAAGGUGGUUUGCUUCAAAGAACCCCCCACAACUGAUGCAUCUAAUGGUGAUUUGUCUCAGAGACAGCCAUUCACAGAAGAAAGCCCAAGCAACAAGUGCAUACAGAAGGAUAUUAGCACACAGACGAAUCUGAAAUGCCAGAGAGGCAUUGAAAAUUGGGAGUUUAUUAGUUCAACUACAGUUAGAAGUCCUUUACAGGAAGCAGAAAGCAAAGCCAGAGUGGCAUUAGACCAAACCCUUAGGCAAUAUAAAGCAGCCAGAUCUGUAAUGAGAUCUGACCCUGAAGGGUAUAGUAGAACCAUUGAGAAUAAGAUUGUUAUUCCUAUGAUGACUGUCAUUAAAAGUGAUUCAAGUAGUGAUGCAAGUUCCUGCUCAUGGGACAGUAAUUCCUUGGAGUCAGUUUCUGAUGUGCUUCUAAACUUCUUUCCAUAUUCUUCACCCAAGACAAGCAUGACAGAUAGCAGAGAGGAAGAGGGUGUGUUAGAGAGUGACGAUGGUGAUGGUAGCAGUGUAGAUUCACUGGCUGCACAUGUGAAAAACCUUCUGAAAUGUGAAUCCUCAUUGAACCAUGCUAAACAAAUACUCAGAAAUGCAGAGGAGGAGGAAUCUCGGGUACGGGCACGAGCCUGGAAUCUGAAGUUUAAUAUGGCUCAUGAGUGUGGCUACUCCAUUUCAGAAAUAAAUGAAGAUGACAGGAGAAAAGUAGAAGAGAUCAAAGCAAAGUUGUUUGGUCAUGGGAGAACAACUGACUUGCCCAAGUUGUUGGCUGAGGUGACCCAGCACUGGAGCCUACAGGCUGUAUGGUGGGACCAACGGCAGCCUCCAGGAGGGCUCAUGCCAAUGCGUGCUUCCCAGAACCACUGCUGCCAAUGCUCCUAUCCCCAUGGUGAGCUCCUGUCUCUCAUGGUGAGAGACCCAGGGUCUCUCUCUGCAGGAGACCCUCCAACACUAGCAGUGGAAGGUUGCAGAGGUGGCAUUCGUGAUGAAGUUGUGUCCCGCGCUGUCAUGGACUGGGGCAUUGUCAUCAGCAGUGUUGCAGGUGAAGGGAGCCAUUCUAGAAGGUCAGGAUUCAGAUCUGCUGAACCCUCAGAAAUGAUCAGAGGACAACGGAGCCCAUCAUCAUGGACAACCAGGCACAUCAACCUUGCCAAGUCACUGGACCAGAACAACUCCCAUUUCAAAGUUUGGAAUUCAUUGCAGUUACAAAGUCAUUCCCCAUUUCAAAACUUUAUAGGUGAUGACUUGAAAAUUAGCAAGGGUCUUCAAAUGCCAUUCCGUGAAAAGUUGGACCCUUGGCUGUCAGAAUUAGUAGAACCUGCUUGUAUGCCACCUGAAGAAAUGAAUUGUCAGUCGUCAUCACAAAUGCUCCCCCCAGAACCCAUGAAAAAGUUUACUACCUCCAUCACUUUCUCAUCUCACCGACAUUCUAAAUGCUUUUCAGAUUCCUCUUCUCUUAAUGUUGGUGUUACUGAAGGUAGCCAGUGUACUGGAGCAUCUGUGGGGCUAGUUAAUUCUCAUAUCACUGAAGAGCAAAAUCCUCCUAGAGAUCUAAAAGAGAAAACCUCUUCCCCUUCAUCAUUUAAAAUCAUUAGUCAGUCACCAGAUAAAGCUGUGACUAUUUUAGCAGAAAAUAGUAGGCAAAGCCAAAAAUUAUCUGUUGCACAUUCUCACCAAGAAGAAAAACCCUUAGAAAGAUCAGAUUUUAAAGGCAGUCAUUCUAAGCCCAGUACCAGUGCAAAUGAUAGCAAUUUCAAGGAAAUUCAUUUUUCUGAUAAUGAUACUCUCAUUAGCAUGGGCAGACCAAGUUCCACACUAGGAGUAAAAGAGAAGAAUGUAACUAUAACUCCAGAUCUUCCUUCGAACAUUUUUCUUGAACAAGAGCUCUUGGAACAAAGCAAAGCCUCACAUGCAGAUCACCAUGUGAGAAAACACAAUUCUCCCCCUCCUCAACAUCAGGAUUAUGUAGCUGCAAAUCUCCCUUGUCAUAUUUUUCUUGAAAAACGAGAACUCCUUAAACAAAGCAAGACCCAACAUAAAGAUAAUCAGUUGAGAGAAAACCACUCUCCCCUUCCUCAAAGUCAGGAUUAUAUAGCUUCAGACCUUCCUUCUCGCAUUUUUCUUGAACAACGUCAGCUCUUUGAACAAAGCAAAGCCCCAAAUGUAGAUCACCACAUGGGAGAACACCACUCUUCCUUUCCUCAAGGUCAGGAUUGUAUAGUAGAAAAGAAUAAUGAACAUGAGCCUAAAUUACACAUUUCUGAUAUGAUAAAUGUUGAAGCCAAAUUCAGUGAUGUGGCCUCCCCAUCAGCCCCAAAUCAAUGUACAGUAGUAACAUCUGCAUCUACUUCACCUUCAAAUAGAAAAGCACUUUCUUGUGUUCGUAUAACUCUUUGUCCCAAGACUCCUUCCAAGUUGGAUAGUGGAACCUUAGAUAAAAGAUUUCAUUCAUUGGAUCCUGCCUCUAAAACAAGGAUGAAUAGUGAGUUUAACUCUGACCUACAGACUAUAUCUUCAGAAUCAUUGGAACCAACCUCCAAAUUAUUGACCAGUAAACCUGUAGCACAGGAUCAAGAAUCUUUAGGUUUUCUAGGACCUAAAUCUUCACCGGACUUCCAAGUCGUACAGUCUCCUCUUCCAGAUAGUAAUAUUUCCCAGGACUUGAAAACCAUACCUUUUCAGAAUAGCCAGAUAGUAACCUCAAGGCAAACACAAGUGAACAUUUCAGAUUUGGAAGGAUAUUCCAAUCCAGAAGGGACUCCGGUAUCUGCAGUUCGAUCACCAAAGGAGACUAAGACCCCGUUUUCUCCCUUCUCUGGAAAGUUAUCAUCUGAUGCAGUCACUCAGAUAACAACAGAAAGUCCAGGAAAAGCCAUGUUUUCAUCUGAGAUUUUUGUUAAUGCUGAAGAUCGUGGACAUGAUAUUCCAGAGCUCAGUACACGGAAGUUGGGCAAAGUUCCUAUCAAGUUUGCUUCAUCGUCUUCAGUCCAACAGAUUACUGUUCCUCAUGGCAGAGAUGGCCAGCCUUUACUGUUGCCAUAUAAGCCUUCUGGUAGUACGAAGAUGUACUAUGUUCCCCAAUUAAGACAAAUUCCUUCAUCUCUGGAUUCCAAGUCAGACACCACCAUUGAGAGCUCACACUCAGGAUCCAAUGAUGCCAUUGCUCCAGACUUCCCGGCUCAGGUGCUAGGCACAAGGGAUGAUGACCUGGCAGACACUGUUAACAUUAAACAUAAAGAGGGGAUCUACAGUAAGAGGGUGGUAACUAAGGCAUUCUUGUCAAUGGGGAAAAAACCCUUUCAGAAAGAUAAUGCAGAUGCUCAAGUUCAAGUUCUUAUCACUGGGGAUGAGGACCUCUCAGACAAAAACCAGAAAAAGGAGAUCUACAAUAAAAGGGCAGUGACCGAGGCUGCUCGAUCUGAAGAAAAAGAAUCCUUGCAGAAAGACAUUACAGGUUCCAGUGCUGCUGCUGCUUCAGAGCAGUCAGCUCAACUACAAGACACAAAGAUUGUUAGUCUACCAGACACUAAAGCCACUAAACAGAAAGAGGAGAUCCACGGUAAGAGGACAGUUCCUAAGGAAGGCUGGCCCGAAGAGAAGAAAUCCUUGCAAAUAGAUAUUGCAGAGUCCAGAUGUCAUUCAGAAUUUGAAAAUACCACCCAUUCUGUCUUCAGGUCAGCUAAGUUUUACUUUCAUCAUCCAGUGCACCUACCAAGUGAUCAAGAUUUUUGCCAUGAAUCCUUAGGAAGAAGAGUUUUCAUGAGUCAUUCUUGGAAAGAUUCCUUUCAGCAUCAUCCAGACAAACAAAGAGAAUACACUUGUCUUCCUUCCUCUUAUCAAAAUGUGGCAAAGACAAAGUCAGAUUAUACCACAAUAGAGAGCCUCAGUAUCAAUGUAAACUUGGAAAACAAAGAAGUAAAACAUACUACUAAAAGUCAGGCUAGAGACUUUCUAAAAUAUGACAAACAAGUUGAUGACCUAAAAAGGGAUCAUAAGGCCACCCCAGAGUUAACAGCUCAGCACACUGUGAGUUUAAAUGAACUCUGGAACAGGUAUCAGGAGCGACAGAGGCAACAGAAACCUCCUGAGUUCAGUGCCAAGAAGGAACUUUCCUUGGUGGAGCGACUUGAUCGUUUGGCUAAACUUCUUCAGCAUCCCAUCACACAUUCUCUCCAGCCCUCAGAAAGUACACAGGAUGAUAGCAAGGGGGAACAAGAUGUUAAGGAAUGGAGUGGUAGACAGCAACAGCAGAAAAACAAGCUUCAGAAAAAGAAACGGUAUAAAAGCCUGGAGAAAUGCCAUAAAAACACAGGCGAUCUUAAAGAAAACAAGGUUCUUUCUACUCAUCAAGCUGGGAGGUCCAAUCAGAUUAAAAUUGAACAGAUUAAAUUUGAUAAAUGUAUUCUGAGGAAACAGCCAGGUUUUCAUUAUAUAAAUAACACUUCUUCAGAUUCUAGACACUCAGAGGAGAGUGAGCUGCUCACAGAUACUGCCACCAACAUCCUUUCCACCACCACUUCUGUGGAAUCAGAUAUAUUGACCCAAACAGAUAAGGAAGUGACUCUGCAUGAGAGGAGCAGCUCUAUUUCCACCAUUGAUACUGCCCGACUGAUCCAUGCUUUUGGUCAUGAAAGAGUUUGUUUGUCACCCAGGCGAAUUAAAUUAUACAGCAGCAUCACCGACCAUCAGAGGAGAUACCUUGAGAAGCGGACCAAGAAAAACAAGAAACCAUUGAAUACAGGUUAUCCCCAAAUUACUUCAGAGCACACCAGAAGGAAACACGUCCAGGUGACAGACCAUAUUUCUUCUGACUCUGUUUCGUCUUCUACCAGCAGUUUCUGGAGCUCGAGCUCUACCCUUUGCAACAAGCAAAAUGUACAUAUGUUAAAUAAGGGCAUACAAGCAGGUACGUUGGAGAUUGUGAAUGGUGUCAGAAAACACACUCGAGAUGUUGGAAUGACUUUCCCAACUCCAAGUUCUAGCGAGGCUAGAGUAGAAGAGGACAGUGAUGUGACUUCUUGGUCAGAAGAAAAGAUAGAAGAGAAAAGGCUCCUUACCAGUUAUCUUGGGGACAGAAAGUUAAGGAAGAAUAAGCAGAGCUGCUGGGAAGGAGUUUCAUGGUUUGUUCCUGUGGAAAAUGUGAAGUCUGGUCCUAAGAAGGAAAACCUGCCCAAGUUUCAUGGCCCUGGUGUCUCCUGGUUUGCACCAGUAACCAACACCACACCUUGGAGGGAGCCACUACAGGAACAGAACUGGCAAGGACAGCACAUGGACAGCCACAGUUCACUAGUAGGCCCAGGCAGAGAUCCACUAAAGCCAUUUGUGAGAGCAACCCUACAGGAAUCACUGCAACUUCACAGACCUGACUUCAUCUCCCGCUCUGGGGAACGGAUAAAGCGCCUGAAGUUAAUAGUCCAGGAGAGGAAGCUGCAGAACAUGUUACAGAGUGAACGGGAGGCACUGUUCAACACUGUGCGAGAAUGGCAGGGCCACCGGGACGCCAUGCACCUGCUCCCUAAGAGAGGCUUCCUGGCUGCCCAAAAGAAAAGGCCUGUUGGAAAGAAGGAAAUGAUUCAGCGGUCUAAAUGGAUUUAUGAACAGCUUCCAGAAGUACAGAAAAAGAGAGAAGAGGAAAAGAGGAGAUUGGAAUAUAAGUCGUACCGGCUGCGAGCCCAGCUAUAUAAAAAGAAAGUGACCAAUCAACUCUUGGGGAGAAAAGUUCCUUGGAACUGA